UUUUCUGUUUCUCUUCAGCGUGAGUGUAUCUCCAUCCAUGUUGGCCAGGCCGGUGUCCAGAUGGGCAAUGCAUGCUGGGAGCUAUACUGCUUGGAGCAUGGCAUCCAGCCCGAUGGCCAGAUGGGCUCUGAAAAGGGCCUUGGCAGUGGUGAUGACUCCUACACCACAUUCUUCAGCCAGACGGGGGCCGGCAAACACGUUCCCAGGGCAGUGUUCGUGGACCUGGAGCCCACCGUGAUAGAUGAGGUCCGCACUGGUACAUAUCGCCAGCUGUUCCACCCCGAGCAGCUCAUCACCGGCAAGGAAGAUGCCGCCAACAACUAUGCCCGUGGGCACUACACCAUUGGCAAGGAGCUCAUCGACUCUGUUCUGGAUAGAAUACGCAAACUGGCUGAUCAGUGUACAGGACUCCAGGGUUUCCUGGUCUUCCACAGCUUUGGUGGAGGCACUGGUUCCGGUUUCACUUCCCUGCUGAUGGAACGUCUCUCCGUCGACUUUGGCAAGAAGUCCAAACUAGAGUUUGCCAUCUACCCAGCUCCUCAGAUCUCCACUGCAGUGGUGGAGCCCUACAACUCCAUCCUGACCACCCACACCACCCUGGAGCACUCAGACUGCGCCUUCAUGGUGGACAAUGAAGCCAUCUACGACAUCUGCCGCAGAAACCUGGACAUUGAGCGCCCAUCUUACACCAACCUUAACCGCCUCCUUAGUCAGAUUGUGUCCUCCAUCACAGCCUCCCUUCGCUUUGAUGGUGCCUUGAAUGUUGAUCUGACAGAGUUCCAGACCAACUUAGUCCCAUACCCGCGCAUCCACUUCCCUCUGGCCACCUACGCCCCGGUCAUCUCGGCCGAGAAGGCUUACCACGAACAAUUGACCGUGGCCGAGAUCACCAAUGCUUGCUUUGAGCCGGCCAACCAGAUGGUUAAGUGUGACCCUCGCCAUGGCAAGUACAUGGCUUGUUGUCUGCUUUACCGCGGUGACGUGGUGCCGAAAGACGUCAACGUUGCCAUUGGUGCCAUCAAGACCAAACGUACCAUCCAGUUUGUGGACUGGUGCCCGACUGGGUUCAAGGUUGGCAUCAACUACCAGCCUCCCACUGCGGUGCCUGGUGGUGACCUGGCCAAGGUGCAGCGUGCAGUGUGUAUGCUGAGCAACACCACUGCCAUCGCUGAGGCUUGGGCACGGCUCGACCACAAGUUUGACCUGAUGUACGCCAAGCGCGCCUUCGUGCACUGGUACGUGGGGGAGGGAAUGGAGGAGGGAGAGUUCUCCGAGGCCCGUGAAGACAUGGCAGCCUUGGAGAAGGAUUACGAGGAAGUUGGCAUUGACUCGUUUGAGGGUGAUGAAGAGGGUGAGGAAGAGUUUUAAUCAGCACCUCAUAAUCAACGCACAAUCUGAAAAAUUAGGCUCCAUUAUAGUUCGUAACAUUCUGAAAGUUCACAAAAUGGCAUGACUUGCGCUGGACUUCUAUUUUAUGAUAUUUAGUAAAGAUAUUUUGAGCCAA
Leucoraja erinaceus (little skate) is the source of this 1504-nucleotide messenger RNA. RefSeq names its product tubulin alpha chain-like. Gene Ontology annotation, molecular function: GTP binding; structural constituent of cytoskeleton. Bases 61 to 1368 code for a protein of 435 amino acids. The transcript is spliced from 3 exons. Gene Ontology annotation, biological process: microtubule cytoskeleton organization; mitotic cell cycle. Gene Ontology annotation, cellular component: microtubule; cytoplasm. The record is from RefSeq and is a predicted model, not a curated record. Lineage: Eukaryota; Metazoa; Chordata; Chondrichthyes; Rajiformes; Rajidae.